CAGAGCAGAUGCGCAUGCGUGGCUAAUAUCGCGACGCGUGGCUCGAGCGUCAGUCUUUGCUUGUUCGUCGUGUUGCUCAGUUGUGUGCGUGCUCCUUUCCUCUCGCGUUAUCUUUUUCUCUUCCUCUCCUUUUCUCUUCUCGGACCUAGAGCUCGGAGAAAGAUUUGCCCUUCGCAAAAUGGCGGCAGAGGCUACCACCAGAAGAAGAGCGAACGAACACGAGGAGAAAUUGGGUUGCAGAAACGGAUUAACCUUUUGCAAAGAUACCCUGUCUAAUGGCCAUGCCGGUUUACAGAGUAAUGGACGCGUACAGUUUCCAGAGAAAGAGACGAAAGGAGAAUCGACGAAUAGAAGGUCGAAGGAGUCGUUCGAGAGGGUACCGUUCAUCACAGCAGCAUUGACCCACCUCGGAUUCUAUAUUCUUAUGUUCCUGGGUUUUAUAAACCAAUUGUUUUUUACACCGAAAGUCGCGAAAGAGUACAACAGAGAGGGUUACGCACCGCUUUACGAAAAUUUCGAAAGAUUUUAUCUUCGAUACGUGUACAGAAGAGUGAGAGAUUGCUGGAACAGGCCGAUAUGUUCUGUUCCAGGUGCAACUGUUACGCUUAAAGAUAGAGUAACACGAGAUUACGGAUGGUCGUUCCAGUUUACCGGAACUAGUACGAAAUGUAUAAAUUUAGGAUCGUACAAUUAUUUGGGUUUUGCCGAGGCAACAGGGAAGUGUGCCGAGCAAAGUAUCGAGGCUCUAAAAGAAUUUGGUUGUGGCAGUGGCAGUACUCGUCUCGAACUUGGGAGCAUGCCAAUUCACAACGAACUAGAACAAUUGACGGCUAGAUUUCUUGGUGUAGAAGAUGCAAUUGUGUUUGGAAUGGGAUUUGCGACUAAUGCCCUCAAUCUACCUUCGUUGUUGAGUAAAGAUUGCUUGGUGCUUAGCGAUGAGAAGAAUCAUGCUUCGUUAAUACUCGGAUUGAGACUAUCUGGUGCCACUAUCAAAGUAUUCGAUCACAAUAACAUGAAACACUUGGAGAGUCGUCUGAAAAGUGCGGUGGUUUUUGGUCAGCCACGAACUGGAAAACCUUGGAAGAAAAUAGUAAUCGUAGUCGAAGGUGUUUAUUCCAUGGAAGGCUCCAUUGUACAUUUACCUGAGAUUUUGAAGCUCAAAGAGAAAUAUAAAGCAUACGUUUACUUGGAUGAAGCUCAUAGUACAGGUGCAAUGGGCAAACAUGGAAGAGGUGUUUGCGAUUACUAUGGAAUUAAUCCACGAAACGUAGACGUACUCAUGGGAACAUUCACGAAAAGUUUUGGAUCCGCUGGCGGAUACAUUGCUGGUACAAAGACAUUAAUAAAUCAUUUAAGGAUAUACAGUCACGCUCAUACGUAUGCAGCGGCCAUGUCUCCACCAAUAGCGCAACAAAUUAUUACAUCCAUGAAAAUAAUCGCUGGCGAAGACGGCACAAAUGAUGGACAGAAGAGAACAAAACAACUAGCAAGGAAUACCAGAUACUUCAGGCGUAGAUUAAAUCAAAUUGGAGUUAUUAUUUAUGGAAAUGAAGAUUCGCCUGUUGUACCUAUGUUAGUCUAUUUAUUUUCGAAAAUUGGUGCAGUUGUACGAACCCUGACGACGCAUAACAUAGCAGCGGUAGGUGUUGGUUUUCCAGCAACUCCGUUAAUGGAAGGUAGAAUCAGGUUUUGCCUCUCUGCUGCUCACACUAAGCAACAGUUGGACUAUGUAUUAUCACAUAUCGAAAGUCUUGCAGAUUCGUUGGGUUUAAGAUAUUCUCGCAAAGUUCGUGAGUUGAUGCCGAUAGAAUAUUAUUCCGACGGAGAGACUGAAUGACCUAUCAUCUAGAAAAUAGACUCUCUAGGACAUAUACUUUGCUCCAAAGAAGCGCCUCGUACUUCUGCGGAAAAACACUGCCUUCAAAGAGCUCUACACGCAUUUUUUCUAUGCUUUUUCAUUGAUCCAUUCGUCCAACACAUUCAAAUAUCUUUGAUAAAUAUUUCCAAACAGAAUACCUUUUCAUUAUUGUUAAACACAGAAAUGAGAGAUUAGGUAUCCUUAUUUCAUCUUAGGAUAAUUAUGUUAAACAGAGCUGUUACUAUUAGCAUACUUUACUAUUAUUAUUAUUAUUGCUAUUACUAAUUACUACUAUUACACUAAUACUAUUGUUAUUACUGUUACUAUUACUAUUGCUACUACUACUACCACCAUCACCACCACCACCACUACUA
Molecule: messenger RNA, 2232 nt
Organism: Nomia melanderi (Alkali bee)
Lineage: Eukaryota; Metazoa; Arthropoda; Insecta; Hymenoptera; Halictidae
Gene: lace
Product: serine palmitoyltransferase long chain base subunit
Biological process (GO): sphingosine biosynthetic process; ceramide biosynthetic process
Cellular component (GO): serine palmitoyltransferase complex
Molecular function (GO): serine C-palmitoyltransferase activity; pyridoxal phosphate binding
Source: RefSeq, a predicted model, not a curated record